This is a messenger RNA of Pogona vitticeps (central bearded dragon), 1669 nucleotides long. The record is from RefSeq and is a predicted model, not a curated record. NCBI's taxonomy places the organism in Eukaryota, Metazoa, Chordata, Lepidosauria, Squamata, Agamidae.
AUGGUUACAGAAUUCCUGGAGAUUAUUUUUGGCCUGGGGUGCUGGCUCCUUUAUUUUAGUUUGGAAACGGAUGCCAGUAAAGGAGGAGGCCUGGAAGCUUCCUGUACAUUUCAUGGCAAGCUGUACCGAGCAGGGGAGAGCUGGCACCCUUACCUGGAGCCUCAAGGGGUGAUGUACUGCCUCAGGUGCACCUGCUCCCAGGAUGCCAAGGUUCAUUGCUACCAGAUCCAAUGCCCGGUUCUUCAGUGCCCAAAUCCUAUCAGCGACCCUCACCAGUGUUGUCCAAGAUGUCCAGAGCUUAAGGCUCUUUCUGGACUCCAGACAGCAGUCAACUUCUCCUGCCAAUACAACGGGACCACGUACCAACAUGGUGACCUUUUCACCAACCACGAGCUCUUCCCUUCCCGGCAGUCUCACCAGUGUACCCAAUGCAGCUGCUCCGAAGGCCAGAUCUACUGCCAUUUGGUGACGUGCCCAGAGCCGUUGUGUGCCUUACCCCAAACCGUUCCAGACUCUUGCUGUCAAGUCUGCAAAGAUAAUUCCUUUGAGAAGUUAAUAGAAGAGCCUCCUUUAAACAGAGGUGUGAGACAUUCACAAGAGCGGUGUCCAGGGGACGAUGGCAACAGCAAAGGCCUCUUAGGCAGGGCAGAUCCUCCGGCGGGUCCUUCGCUGGAGCUCCUCCGAAGAAACCUCAGGCCAAAUGGGAAAAGUGGCACAAUUGUGAAAAUCAUCCUGAAGGAGAGGCACAAAAAAGCGUGUCUGUACAACGGGAAGACUUACUCCCACGGGGAGGUGUGGCACCCCACCGUCCGCCACGUCGUGCGCCUGCCUUGCAUCCUGUGCACCUGCAGAGACGGGAGCCAGGAUUGCCAGAAGGUCUCGUGCCCAAAGGAAUACCCCUGCGCCAACCCUGAACAGGUGGAAGGGAAAUGCUGCAAAAUAUGCCCAGAGGACAGAACGACACCAGCCCAGGAUGGGUUUGAUGCCACCCGAUGCCGAGUGUCUGUCUAUACGUUUGUGUCGCCGUCGUCCGCCACCGAGCACCCCGCGGAGAACUUGAGGAAGAUGGCAAUAGAGCGGGAAUCCUCGGAAGAAGUGGAAAUCUACACCUGGAAGCUCGUCAAAGGAAUAUUUCAUCUGAUUCAGAUCCAGAAGGUGAAGAAGCAGGAAUUCAGGCAAGAAGUACAAAACUUUCGGCUGGUUUCCAGGACAAACGAAGUUUACUGGAAGAUGUUCUUGGUUCAAGGGCAAGAAGUGAAGGCGACUGAAAGUCCAGGAAAAGAAACAAAGAAUUUGUAAAAAAAGAAGACGAGAGAUUGAAAGAUUGAGAGAGAGAGAGAGAGAGAGAGAUGUAUAUUUGAUAUUAAUAUAUACGGGAAAAGUUGCAUUAUUCAAUAAACCAUCACGUCAUUUAUGGAGAAGACAAUCCACUGCAACAGCUUUAUAAGAAAUCUAGCCAAGCCACCCAGCUGUGCCGAUGGUGAUGAUGACAAAGUGGCCACUGCAGCUUUCAUCCUGCGAAUCCGUCUUCUGGAUUCUGCAAGAGCCAAUGGAUUCUGCAUCUGUCAGCUUCUUACAGGGGGGGAAGGGGAGCUGAGAUUGGAAAAAAGAGACCCUGUGUUCUUAGAGGGCUACGAUCAAAAUAAAUCUGUGGAAAGGGAUUUAUUGC